AUGGCAAGUGCCUAUCAGGGAGGCAACUUGGGAACAGCCCCCUCCCUCGGCCGGCCUGAGCCCCCUCGAGUCUCGCAGCGGCACUCUCUUGACUACGAUUCGAUGCGCCCUCAUUCAGGAUCAAAUGCUCAGAACUUUUACGCAAACCAACGGCAACAUCCCAGAGCAAACGACAAUGAGCAAUUAAUGCAGGCAAAGCGACGUAUGGCAGCUCAACGGGAGCGGGAGCUUCGCAAUUACCACCAAGAGCAACAAUACAGUAAGGGCUCAACCGUACAAGCUAGCUCUGACGGGGCGACAAGUCCUAGUGGUAUGAAUGAAGACGACCGCCGAGAGCUGAUCGCUCGCCAACAUCGUGCACUCUACGGCAACGAUGGACCAUAUUACGAACAGGAUAAUCAUACUCCAAGACCCGCGAAUCCCACAUCUGGUCAUCCAAGCUCAGCUGGUGGGAGAGGUCCAUCACCGCGUACUUACGACCCCUUCAGUUUAGGGCAAGGGCAAGGACAGCAUGGUCAAGAUGACGCUGGGCAGCUAAAUCCUAGUGAGCAAGCUCAGCAGGGUCCUAAGGGACCGUCUCCGAAACCUCAACCUGGGAGCUCGCAUGAGAAUAGCACCGCUUCACCGGCGUCGAACCCCCCGAGUCAAAAUUUUAGCUUGUUCGAGGGUACAGCCCAGCAGUCCAGCCGCACAUCGACAUCUUCCCCUGGCGGCUCUCCGCCACGUCAAGGGAAGGCUUCUGGUCCCGGUGUUGCACCGAUCGGCACGCGUCCUACACAAGCCAGCAACCCAGCGCUUGCCAACAAGCGAUCGGGGACUCCCUCUCAAUCCCCGUUGAGCCAUGGCUUCUCUGCGACUAAUGACAACUUGAAACCACGUGGUGGCGGUAACGAAAGGUCUACUUCAUCCGCAUCAAAUCCAUCUGGUGGUGCAUCCAAGGAGCCAACGACAAGCGCCUGGGGUUCAUCCAGCGGAGUUUGGGGAACAAGCGGAAACAACAAUAAAUCAGUUGGUGCUGUUUGGGGUUAG
Messenger RNA from Bacidia gigantensis, 1029 nucleotides. RefSeq lists its product as uncharacterized. The record is from RefSeq and is a predicted model, not a curated record. NCBI's taxonomy places the organism in Eukaryota, Fungi, Ascomycota, Lecanoromycetes, Lecanorales, Ramalinaceae. Bases 1 to 1029 code for a protein of 342 amino acids. The transcript is spliced from 3 exons.